Messenger RNA from Melanotaenia boesemani (Boeseman's rainbowfish), 571 nucleotides. It is a transcript of the gene ndufa11, whose product is annotated as NADH:ubiquinone oxidoreductase subunit A11. Lineage: Eukaryota; Metazoa; Chordata; Actinopteri; Atheriniformes; Melanotaeniidae. The record is from RefSeq and is a predicted model, not a curated record. Gene Ontology annotation, biological process: mitochondrial respiratory chain complex I assembly. The coding region runs from base 16 to 498 and encodes 160 amino acids. The transcript has 4 exons.
CAGCAGGUGGCGAUAAUGCACAAAUUACGCAGCGGAGGCACUCAACAAUACUCUCGCGAGAUAUUCAGUAGUGACCUUCCACAGAUCAAGAUGGGGUAUUGGGAUGUACCCGAGGGUACAGAUUGUGUGGAGAAAACAUGGAUUACCACCAAACUGGCCACGGCUUUGGGCCUGGUUGGUUCAGCCUAUCACAUAAUCGCAUUCCAGCCUGAAUCUGCAUUGGCGGCUCUACAGAGGGCUGGGGGUGCCACCCUGACAAUGGCCUCAUUGGGAGCAAUCUUUGGGAUGACAACGUGUCUCAGUGCUCAGGCUCGAGACGCCCCAGAUGAACCACUGAAUUAUUUCAUUGGUGGCUGCGCCUCAGGGAUCUUCCUGGGAGCCAGAACCCACAGUAUCGCCACUGGUACAUCAGCAUGCCUCGGUCUGGGAACACUGGCCUUUUUCACAAAAGUUGGCAAAAUGGAAGGAUGGAAGAUCGCUGGUCCUCCUAAACUAUAGGUGGAGAGUGACUGUAAGAUUGAAUCGAUAUUGUAAAAAGACUUAAUGUAAUAAAUUUCCUGUGAGAAAAACA